GUUGGCGUGUAUAAAAAGCGCGCCAGUGCAUCGCAGUUGAUCGAUUUGUUGGUUUCUUCAUCUCUGUAACUUUUGAACUUUCGAAGCGCGUCGUUGCCGUUGCAGUUUAGUCUGUGGUAUUUUUGUUGAAUCUUUAUCUGUUCCACGUUAUAACAAUGACUGGCCGAGGAAAGGGAGGCAAGGGAUUGGGCAAAGGAGGUGCCAAGCGCCAUCGUAAAGUCCUCCGUGACAACAUCCAGGGCAUCACCAAGCCCGCCAUCCGUCGUCUGGCCCGUCGUGGUGGUGUGAAGCGUAUUUCCGGACUGAUCUACGAAGAGACCCGUGGAGUUCUGAAAGUCUUCCUGGAGAACGUUAUCCGUGAUGCCGUCACCUACACCGAACAUGCCAAGAGAAAGACCGUGACAGCCAUGGAUGUGGUGUACGCUCUCAAACGCCAGGGAAGAACCCUCUACGGUUUUGGUCUUUAAACGUGUUUGCACAUGCGGAGUUGUUUGGCGUGCUACUGUCUUUAACAUUCAGUCAGUAUUGUACUGUAGUGCGUCUCAGCCUGUGUACGUCGGAUUUGUGACGUUGGCAUCUUUAGAAUGGAAUUAUGUUUUUUUCGACCGUUUACAGAAUCUCAGUUUUAAUGGUUUCCAGCGUGCGAAAGUAUUCCAUGAUGAAUUAAAAAGAAGCAGUGA
Molecule: messenger RNA, 680 nt
Organism: Paramacrobiotus metropolitanus
Lineage: Eukaryota; Metazoa; Tardigrada; Eutardigrada; Parachela; Macrobiotidae
Product: histone H4
Exons: 2
Coding region: 156-467 (103 amino acids)
Biological process (GO): nucleosome assembly
Cellular component (GO): nucleosome
Molecular function (GO): DNA binding; structural constituent of chromatin; protein heterodimerization activity
Source: RefSeq, a predicted model, not a curated record